Molecule: messenger RNA, 6406 nt
Organism: Strongylocentrotus purpuratus (purple sea urchin)
Lineage: Eukaryota; Metazoa; Echinodermata; Echinoidea; Camarodonta; Strongylocentrotidae
Gene: tbc1d24
Product: TBC1 domain family member 24
Exons: 13
Coding region: 164-3421 (1085 amino acids)
Source: RefSeq, a predicted model, not a curated record
UUACGUUCACUGUAUACACAUUACAGAGGCCUACUGGUGCAAAUUGUGGUACGGUCGGUUACUUGGAGCCCAAAAAGGAGAAUAAAUCAUCCCAAGGAAACUAAAAGGAUUUUAGAUUCACCAUAUUUCUUUGGACUUGAGGAUCUGAGGGAAGCUAGUCGUCAUGCCGACUCCUCCAGAUGAAACGGGUGAUGCCCAGACUGGUGACGUUGCUAUGGGAACAAAUACUGAUCCUCCAGCCACAGAGACAGAAUUAGGAGCUGGUAAAAAUGGAGAUGAGGAUCCAUCAGAGGAACCUACCCAUCCACCCUCUGUUGCUGUACCUUCUAUUCCUACCUCAGAAUCUUCUUCUGAACCUCUUGAUCCUCAAGACCCUCCUUCACUGCACCCUUCUUGUACCCCUAGUAGUGAUCAAACAAUACCCUUAGAUCCUGUGGCACGAUUACCUUCUGAGCAGUCUGCCACAGGUUGUUCACCCGACCCUGUGACAGACAUUGAUUCACCACAAUCUGAAGACACUUCUCCCGUUCUGGGAGAAACUCAGAUACAACAAGAGCAAUCACAAGAUGACACAAACAAUGAUACAGUCAACACUGAACAAAAACCUGAUACUGAUGUAACAGGCCCCAGGGUCUGUGACAGCCCAAGUGAGCCGGACAUUGAUCCACAAGUUGUUCUUGCCCAAAUAGAAGCAGAAACCCAAGAGUUAGAGUUAGAAAACAUGGCCCAUCCAGCAGAGUCAGUAGAUGAUGAUGCUGUUGUCAAUCCGGAAGAAAUCCUUGCAGAAAUAGAAGCAGAAAUUCGAGCAGAAACACAAAAUUACAAUACCAAUGACAGUGAAACUGAAGAGAUUCCACCUGCACUCUAUGAACCUAUUCCUCAAGAUUCUGAAGAAGCAACUGCAGAAGACGUUGCAGAUGAUCCAUCUCCUAGACUCCUAGACACAAAUGAUCAAGACAUCCCUGUAAAUCCAGUUGAAACCAUUGUGGGAACAGAAGAAUCAGAGCCAACUGAAAAAGAGAUUUCCGCAGGUCCUAGAAACUCGACUGGGCUCCCUCCAGACACUUUGUCCUACCUAUCCAGCAUGGAAAAUUUAGACGCAGAAGUCCAGGUAACUCCUGAUACUGACCUGAAAACCACUCAAGUCCUCGGACACACUGACUCACACACAGACCACACACAGCAAUCAGAAAAAGACAACACAGAGUCCACAGACUCUCAUGCCAUACAUGUAGUACCAGCUCCAGGCAAAGCCUCCGAGUCAAUCAGCAGUGCCGAUUUUGUUAUGAUCCAACAUGAAGAUUUUUGGAAAGAAAUCACAAAAGAUUCACCUGAAGAUGUUCAGGUUAAAGAAAAAGAUUCACCUGAAGAUGUUCAGGUUAAAGAAAAAGAUUCACUGGAAGAGGAUGGUGGAGACAGGAAAGAUGAGGGCGGCGAUGGAUCGAAUAGCGAGGAUCCAGGAAGUCAACAAAAUGAUGAUCAACAAAAUGAUGCAAAUAGCAAUCAAUCUGUCACUGAGGAAAAAGUGACGGAACCUAUCAUCAAGAUCGAUGUUCCAACCGUUUCGGUAACAGUCCAGAUCAAUGAUCCCAAAGAUCAAACAACCACCGAUGGACAGGCCACAUCAAAUGCAGCUGAAGCAGAAAAUGAAGUAUCCGAACUGCCCUCUGCUGUCCAAAGGAGGGUCAAGGGCGGAGGUAGCGCAGAUGAGAACAAGCGGAGAUCCCUGAUGCUGUGGGUGGAUGCAGACCUGGUGCAGACGGUGGGAUCGGAUCAGGGUACAAAGAGUCCGCAGCAUUCGCCCGAAGACAUCCCAUCGGACCUGAAGAGGCUGAAGAAGGUCAUACGCAAGGAACGAUGGGCAAGCGACACAGAACAUGAGGUUCGCAAGGAGAUGUGGAAGACGCUAUGUCUCAAGAACAGUUCUGGAGCAUCUGUUUCCCAUGUCUACCACGAGGUGGAAGAGGGACUCUUUGGAAAAGAGACAGACUCAGUGGAUCCGUCGUCCAUCACUUUACCAAGCUUUGUGGACCCUGACCACCCAGCCUCUGCCUAUGCCCUUAAGUCAGAGGGUCAAGCCCGCCUCAACCGUCUCCUCUGCGUCCUGGCCGACACCAGACCGGACAUCCUCUUCUGUCCUUUGCUGGCACCCUUGGCAGGCAUGCUCCUGCAUUACAUGAGUCCAGAAGAGACCUUUGACGGUUUGUCAGCGCUUCUAGGAAGCACCCGCUACAAAUUCUUGGAGGUGUCCUGGGUGGAGCACGAGUCCUUCAGGAUUAGCUUUGAGAAGCUGGCUGCAAGGUUUGCGGCAUCAGCUCACAAGAUGUUCAUCAAGCAAGGAGACGUUGCUGAGAUCUACCAAGACUGGAUCUGGUGGAUACUAGAGGAUCUUCCUUUCUCACAUGUUAUCCGAGUGAUGGACUGCUAUCUAUCAGAAGGAUUGAAGAUCUUCUACAGAGUAGGACUAGCUAUUCUCAUGCUCUACAAGAAACAUAAAGGUACUGCAGAGGCGCCCGAUGGUGUGGCUGCUUCAAUCAGAGAAUUUGUCCGGUCCAUUCCAGUCAGCCCAAACACUCUCCUAACUGUUGGGUUCCAGUUCCGAGGCUUGUCCCGGUCCGUGAUAGGAACGUUCCAAACCAAGCAUAAAGAGACUCUACGAGAGGAUAACUCACCAUACAGGGCUGCCAGCAGGAGACAGAACAGUGUCAUCACCAAGCUGAACCAGAUCAGUUCAUCUAUCAUCACACACCAGCAGCUGCAUACUAUCUGGAGCUGGAUACCAACUCGGUUUAGUAUCUACCAGCCUAGCUUGGUCUUCACUACGCAGGAGCAUGGUUUCUCAUUGACGACCUUCUACACACGAUGUGAAUACUGUGAGCCGACCAUUCUACUCAUCAAGACAUCGGACCAAGAGAUCUUUGGAGCCUUCCUAUCAUCGAGCUGGAGCACGAGAAACGACGGAGACCACAAGGGCAUCUACUUUGGCACCGGUGAAAGCUUCCUCUUUAGCUUUGCUCCGGAGGAGAAGAAGUACCCCUGGGUGGGCAUCCUUCCCAAGGAAGAGGAGAAGGAAGAGGAGAAGGAGGAGGAGAAGAAGGAGAAGAAGGAGGAGGAGGAGGUGAAGGAGAAUGGAGGAGUAGAAGGGGAGGAUGGAGAGAGGAGAGCCAGUGGAGCCAGUGGAGGAGACUUGAAGAAGAAGAUGAACGAGAUGUUCAUGAGAGCGUCACCGAGUCUGGUUGCUGUCGGAGGAGGCGACGGAGACGGCAUCCUGAUCGAAGGAGACCUGACAAAGGGAUUCAGCACGCACUGCUUGACCUUUGAGAACCCCGGCCUUGCCAAGGAAAGGUCGUUCAACUGUGAUGUCAUCGAGGUCAUCACCAUGGAGGACGGGAGGAAUCCACUCAACGGUGUGACAGCGUAACCACCAAGAGAGGGCGCUGCAGCCGCGUUGCAUAAGGUGCUGUUGAUUAGGAGAGUUUGGCCAACCCCGGUCCACAUUGGGCACAACAUAUUGGCCCUGUUUCAUAACACUUGAUAUCAAUAACAAGUUACAAGCUACCGUUAUAAGCUACUGAAAUCCUGGCAUCUGAUUGGCUGAGAGCAAAUUUGUCAUAGAAAUUUAGCAGUUGUCAUAGAUAACAAGUUUUAUGAAACUGGCCCAUGGUGUGUACCAUAUAUAUCUGCCAUGUUAGUGUAUUUAUAAUCAAGUUGUUUGGUUUAUUAAAAAUUCUGAACCUGGCAGUCCACAGGCUGAAUUAUAUUCAGUUUACAGUUGUGACCAAGUGGAAUCAAGUUGGCCAAACUCUCUCUAUAAGAUGGCUCUAGUUUGCAUACACAUUUGUCUAGUUUUACCUUGCCUUGUUCAUUCCAUGUAUUGCGGGAGCGGUCAGUUUUCUAAAAGCUGACCAGAACCCAACAUUGGUACUCUUGCUAUUUAUUUGACCAUCAUGUUAUUUGACCAUCAUGUUAUUGACCAUCAUGUUAUUGGACCGUCUGAUAGAGACUUAAUAAAUAGCUCACGCAACAGAGAUGCUAAACUCUGGAUAAACAAAAAGAAUAGAACAUAGAAAUUGUUAGCAUUAGAAUCUUCAUUCACUGUAGGUGGCUGUACAUAUUGCAAAAGUAAUGAUAAUGAUAUUAAAAUAAUGAACUGCAAUUACUUGAGAGGUGAUAGAAAACUUGUGUCAUAUCUGUAUACGAAGGCCAUCCAAGGGAAACAAAAAGUGUGGCCAAUGUAGACAGGUGGCCUUUAUAGACAGGUUCUACUACAUGUAGUUCUUCUCAGAGUGUUACAAAAUACACGUAGAUGACCACUAUAUACAUAGAUAAGUGGUCUUUAUAGACAGGUUCUACAACAUACUUUUCGGCCUCAUGAGAGAUAAUAUGACCACUUUAGACAGGUGACCUGUAUAGAAGGUUGGAUUGUGGUCACUAAGACAGGUUCUCUAUAGCUUUGGAUAAGUCAAUACCUAAGUGCAAGCAAAAUGGUGCUCUCUUUGGAAAGGAAACAAGAAUAUGUACUUUGCAUUGAAUUGUAGGGUGCAUUAUGUAGUGAAAUUGUUUUCAUGCAUCAUGAUCUAAAUUACAAAAAACAUCACAACCUGAAUUGUGGUGAGAAUUACACAAAAGAAAAUUUCUCCUCUCUGUAUUUGUGUUAGUUGCAGUGUAGAUGUUAGAUAUAGCUUUGUCAGAUCCUAUUUGUUGGGAUCAUGCAGAGUAUUCCACAGGCCAUCAUUCUUUACGUGGCUGAACUACAUGUGUUGUCCCGUGUUCGCUAUCCUUUGUGAAUACGGUCUUUAUUCAGUGUGUGUUUUAGGCUGUGGCAAGCUUGAAAUGCUGUUUGCGAUUGGUGCACCUUUACCAGUAUUGAAGUCGUUGUUGGUGUAGUUUGAUAUCAAUGUAGAAUCAUGGAUGUUUCACACGGACAUUUGUAGAAGCUCUCAUGGCGGCUGUCUUGUUUAAUACAGUUAUGCUGUAGCAUAAAUGUGGAGGACCGUCACCUCCGCUCGCUUGUAGAAAAAUGAAAAUCAUAAGAAAAUAAAUUGCUUAGAUGAUAGGUAAAAGUGAUCUUUGUACUACAUACAUAUUUGUUCCAUCUGUGCUGUAGUUUAAAUGUACAGGACUGUAAUGUCCGCUUAUUCAUAAGAAUUGAAAAUCUGAAGAAAAUAUAAUGCUUUGAAGAUAGAUAGGUUUUUUUUGUACAACCUACACAUCUUUUCCAUUUGUCGAAAUGUCUAAAAAAAGUUCGCUUGCUCAUAGAAGAUGAAGAUCUUUGAAGAUAGGUAGAAGUCCUUUUUGUACAACCUACACAUGCUCCAUUUUGGAUGUGGUAUGAAUCAAUAUGCAGGACUUUUAUGUCCGCUUGCUCACAGAAAUUGAAAAUCAGACAAAGUUAAGCGGCUUUGAAGAUACCAUAGGAAAGAUUGCUUUUUGUACUACAUGUACCUACACAGUUGCUGCACAUUUGUCGAACAAAGCAAUACAUGUCUGUUUUUAUAGUUGAUUCAGUGGAAAGUGCUUUCAUAUUUGUAAAAAAAACUGUUGAAAUAUUAAAAGAAAUGAUAAAAAAAGCUUUAUAGAUCAAAUAGGCACUUGUGUAUGUACUGAAUGGCUUACAAAGUGUAUUGCGGUAGUCAGUAACGUGUAGUCAUACUAGUCCGUACUGUUCGGAGUCUAGUGAGCUAUUAGAAAGCGAAAGCAUAGAUGUGAAAUUAGAUAUAGUCAAUAGAUGCUUAUAGUGAAUAGAGUCAGUGCUGUAUGGAUCAUGUAAUUGCUGGAUUAUGUUAGGAUAGAUUUGUUCAUGUAGUAAAGCAUCGUAGCCUUUUUCUCGCGAUAGUUGCAUCGCUAGAUAGUAUUUAGGAGUAUUGUUAUGUACGUAGUUAGCUGCAUAUUGGUGGUUUUUUGCAAGAAAGCGGUAAAAUCUAUUGUUAAUGCCAUAAGAGCUCUUUGCGGGCAUCGAAUGAUCAUACUCUUUGGUCAUGUAGGAUGCAAUGGUUUCUAGCACAAAGUUUUUUGACGUCAGUUUAGCCGUUUGGUGAAUUAGCAAAGUCAAAUUUUUGUACAAUCAUUGUGUGUGUCACUCCAGCAAUAGCUUGUUAUGCGUGUCCUUCUGUGUACAGACUAUGGACAUUUUACAACAAAUUUGCACGUUUGCAUAUUACGGUACAGAUUUAUUUUGAAUUCCAUCCAUUGUAUGUUUGACUUGCGACAAUGUUCAAUUGCACCGUUAAUAUUUUUCUGCGAAGAGAUGUACAUAUUUGGCCAUUUUGUCCAGUGAGAAUUUGCAGUGCUUUGAUUGAAAGUUGUGAAGUAUAAUUUGUUAUCACCAAGUGCUUAGAAAUAGGGGAGACCCUUUUGAUUUUGCUGUUUGGAUUAGUUUGGUUAAAGAUGAAAGAUGAUUUGUGAC